GGCUGCCGGGAGCCCGCAGCCCGGGAUCCCCGGCUCCGGCCGGUCCCCCGGGCACCGCGGGGCCUUGCACGGCUCCGGGAUCCCCCGGCACCGCGGGGCCUUGCACGGCUCCGGGAUCCGCCGUGCGCAGCGGAGAAUCCCGGGAGAGCUCCGGGUUGGCUAGCUGGAAUGGAGGCGCCCUAGGGAGUUGGCUCUUAGAAAGGCUGAAUGCUUGGAGUCAGUCACAGAAAAUUUGCUGCUGUCACAUCAUCCCUUGCCUUGGAGCCCAGCUCAGGCUUACAGUAAUUCGUGUUGCACAUCACAGGCACGUCUAGGCAUUGUCACUCUGGUCUGAAUCAGACCUGUCUGGGCAUUCACCCUCCUGUCACAGAAGAAGCAAAGGAUGCAGCAAGGCUCAGAGUAAGCGGUUCCAGGUGUCAACUGAGCAAAGUCCAGAUCAGCUGCAGUUAUUCCAGAGUACGCGUCCACAUGCAGAAUAUUCCAAAACAGUGGAGCCAGAAGGCUGGAAUUGGGAAAGCAGAGAAUGGAAUACACAAUGGCUGAUCCACACCUAGUGAGGCAGAGGUUGCAGAGACGCCUGGAAGUUGUGUCAGUGCGGCAGCAGCUGGCCCUGUGCCGGAACCAGGCCCUGUGCCGGGAAUUCCUGCAGCUGGAGGCUCACAUGGAAGCCACAGGCUGGGAGAGCAUCCGGAAGAUGGAAGAAUGGCAUGGAAGGGAAAUUAAAAACCUGUUAUCCCUUCAAGAGGUCAGCUUGUCAGCAGGAGGUGACAAGGAGGAAGGACCCAGUGAGCAGGUGCUGCGGGCCGGAGGACAGGUGGAAAUUGGCACCAAUACAGCCGUGCCAGCAGAACUGGGCUAUCCAGCAGCAGCCUUGCUGGGCUGCCCCACAUCAGCUGCCUCGGCCACAGGAGGUUUGGGCUCGCAGCAGGAGCCCCCUCUGUGCUCCUCGUCCUCUGAUGGGCUCAGUCCUGAGACCGGCAACGCUGCUGGAGAGAGUGAGAAGGGAGCAGCAGGACAUGGGGACCUGGCAGCCAGUGAGGAAGGCUCUGAGCAGCUCAUGUCAGCUUCUGGUGCCAAAGCAGCCCCCACGAGGCCAGGAAGUGAUCCAGGGGCAAAGCCUAGCCUGAGCAGCUGGUGGACUCACAGGGAGCAGAGCAGAGCCAAGCUCCCAGUCCCUGCCAGUGCUGAGGAGGAGGUGAGGCCAAACGUUCCCAGCUUGCAGCAGGACCAGGGCAGGGAUGCCCAGGCUCCAGAGUGCUCCCUGCUGCCCCCACCGAACCCUCCUGCGGCCCAGGAGGAGCCCUUGGACAGCUCAGCACCACACAGGCCCGGCGGGCUCUGCCACGCACUGCAGCUCCCGGAGGACCUGGUGGAGAGGAUGAGUCCCCGGCACCAGACACUGUACCAGGGCCAGCCCUCGGCGACAGCGGAGCGGCCCAGUGCUUGUGCUGAGGCCAGCGGGCUGCCUCAGGGUGACCUUGAGGUGAUGGAAGCCGCGGUGCUCCAGCAGCUCCAGGCCGUGUCCCAGCGUGCACAGAGCAGGAGCCUCCCACCGGAGAACCCUGGCGAGGCCGUGAGCAGAGCAGGGUAUGAGGAGCACACCAGGGACACGGACGCACUGCAGAGUCUCCUGAGCCACCAUGGCUUGUCCCUGAAGCAGCACAGGGUUCGGUUCCCGGAGCGGGUGGCAGAGACGUUUGAGGAGCUGCUGGCUUCGGGAGAUGAGGGGCAGGACCGCCAGACUGCGCUGGUGCUGAGAGAGGCCCUUCCAGGAGAGUGUGGGGAUGAGCCACCUGUCCUGAGUAAUGAAUCCUCUCUCGGCCUGCCAUCGAUCCCGACCAACGGUGGGGAAGGAAAGCAGGGGGAACUGGCACGGCGAGAACCAGGUGAGGAUCGUGGCCAUGACAGUCCCAAAGGAAGCGGCAGUUUGGGAACACAUUUGGAAAGCAGCUCCUUGUCGGAUGGAAGCACUCCUCCCUUCUCCAGGACUGAAUUGCGGAAGGAAACAUUAACUCACAUAAAAUCCAAAGCAUUCUGGGGCGAAUCUGACGACAGCUGCUCCGAAAUCGAGGCUGCUCUGCGCCCACAGACCCACGGCACAGAUUCAGACGACUUUGAUGACUUCUAUGACUGAGAUUCUCCCACUGGCUUUUGGGAAGAAACAAACUGUGUUUUCUUUUACACAAUGACUGUGCCACAGGCUGCAGCACUGCCUGUUACUUAAUUGGCAAAGAAAAUUUAAAUACCAAAUAAACAUAAUGGGUCCUA
Messenger RNA from Taeniopygia guttata (zebra finch), 2268 nucleotides. The record is from RefSeq and is a predicted model, not a curated record. Lineage: Eukaryota; Metazoa; Chordata; Aves; Passeriformes; Estrildidae.